Messenger RNA from Alligator mississippiensis (American alligator), 3446 nucleotides. It is a transcript of the gene COP1, whose product is annotated as COP1 E3 ubiquitin ligase. The coding region runs from base 168 to 2306 and encodes 712 amino acids. Gene Ontology annotation, biological process: proteasome-mediated ubiquitin-dependent protein catabolic process. The transcript has 20 exons. The record is from RefSeq and is a predicted model, not a curated record. NCBI's taxonomy places the organism in Eukaryota, Metazoa, Chordata, Crocodylia, Alligatoridae. Gene Ontology annotation, molecular function: ubiquitin protein ligase activity; protein binding.
CGUGUGCCAAUAAAGUUUUGCUUGCGGCAGCUCGCGGCGCUCCCGGCGGCCGCUCCCCCUGCCCCGCGGGGGGGGGUUGUUUUUUUUUUUUGAACAAACUUUAUUGUUCCGCCGCGCGCGCGCAGGAUGCGCUGAGGCCCGCGCUCGCUGCGCAGCCCGGCCUCGGCAUGUCGGGCAGCCGGCAGCAGCCGCCGCACCCGCCGGGCGGGCCGGGCGGCGCCGCCGCGGGCGCCGCCAGCUCCGUCACGGUGGCCUCCUCCUCGUCCUCGGCGGCGGCCGCGGCGCCGGGCUCGUCGUCGGGCGGCACGGCCGGCCCCGCGCGGCCUGUGCUGGUGGCGGCGGCCUCGGGCUCCGGCGCGGCGGCGGCGGCCUCGCGGCUGGCUGGGGCGGCCCGGCCUGGCGGCGGCGCCGGCGGUUCCUCCUCGGGCGGCGGCGGCAGCAGGAAGAGGCCGCUGCUGACUCCGCUCUGCAACGGGCUCCUCAACUCCUAUGAGGACAAGAGCAACGAUUUCGUGUGCCCCAUCUGUUUUGAUAUGAUUGAAGAAGCAUACAUGACGAAAUGUGGACACAGCUUCUGCUAUAAAUGUAUUCAUCAAAGCUUGGAGGACAACAACAGAUGCCCCAAAUGUAACUAUGUUGUUGAUAACAUAGAUCAUCUUUAUCCCAACUUUUUAGUAAAUGAGCUGAUCCUUAAACAGAAGCAAAGGUAUGAAGAAAAGCGGUUUAAAUUGGACCAUUCAGUGAGUAGCACCAAUGGCCACAGAUGGCAGAUAUUUCAAGAUUUAUUGGGAACUGAUCAAGACAACCUUGAUUUAGCCAAUGUUAACCUGAUGUUAGAGCUGCUAGUGCAAAAGAAGAAGCAGCUUGAGGCAGAGUCCCAUGCUGCGCAGCUGCAGAUCCUUAUGGAAUUUCUGAAGGUUGCCAGGAGAAAUAAGAGAGAGCAACUGGAACAGAUCCAGAAGGAGCUAAGUGUUUUGGAAGAGGAUAUUAAACGAGUAGAGGAAAUGAGUGGCUUGUACUCCCCAGUCAGCGAGGAUAGUACUGUGCCUCAGUGUGAAACUCCCUCACCGUCACACAGUAGUAUUAUUGAUUCCACGGAAUACAGCCAGCCUCCAGGGUUCAGUGGCAGUUCUCAGACCAAAAAGCAACCAUGGUAUAAUAGUACAUUGGCUUCGAGGCGGAAGAGGCUCACGGCUCAUUUUGAGGACCUGGAGCAGUGCUAUUUUUCUACCAGGAUGACUCGUGUAACAGAUGACAGUAGAACUACAAGCCAGCUGGAUGAAUUUCAGGAGUGCCUAUCCAAGUUUACUCGCUACAAUUCCGUCCGACCCUUGGCAACACUGUCUUAUGCUAGUGACCUCUAUAAUGGUUCCAGCAUAGUAUCCAGUAUUGAAUUUGACCGGGACUGUGACUAUUUUGCCAUUGCUGGGGUGACGAAGAAGAUUAAAGUCUACGAGUAUGGCACAGUCAUUCAGGAUGCAGUGGACAUUCAUUACCCUGAGAAUGAAAUGACCUGUAAUUCCAAAAUCAGCUGUAUCAGCUGGAGUAGCUACCACAAGAAUCUGUUAGCCAGCAGUGACUAUGAAGGCACCGUCAUCCUUUGGGAUGGAUUCACAGGACAGAGGUCCAAGGUCUAUCAGGAGCAUGAGAAAAGAUGCUGGAGUGUUGACUUUAACUUGAUGGACCCAAAACUACUGGCUUCAGGCUCUGAUGAUGCAAAAGUGAAGCUGUGGUCUACCAACCUGGACAAUUCAGUAGCGAGUAUUGAGGCCAAGGCUAAUGUGUGUUGUGUCAAGUUCAGCCCCUCUUCUAGGUACCACCUGGCUUUUGGCUGUGCAGAUCACUGUGUUCACUACUAUGAUCUUCGCAACACUAAACAGCCAAUCAUGGUGUUUAAAGGGCAUCGCAAGGCUGUCUCUUAUGCAAAGUUUGUGAGUGGGGAAGAAAUUGUCUCUGCGUCAACAGACAGUCAGCUGAAGCUGUGGAACGUUGGGAAACCUCACUGCCUGCGCUCCUUCAAGGGCCACAUCAACGAGAAGAAUUUUGUAGGCCUGGCAUCCAAUGGAGACUAUAUUGCCUGUGGAAGUGAAAAUAAUUCCCUCUACCUGUACUAUAAGGGCCUCUCAAAGACACUGUUGACUUUCAAGUUUGACACAGUCAAAAGCGUCCUGGACAAGGACCGGAAGGAGGAUGACACAAAUGAAUUUGUCAGUGCUGUGUGCUGGAGGGCGCUGCCAGAUGGGGAAUCCAAUGUGCUGAUUGCUGCUAACAGUCAGGGUACAAUUAAGGUACUGGAGCUGGUAUGAAGGGUUUUCUCUCAAGGCAUGAGGUACUGGUCCCACUGACAUGCUACAGCAUUCAUCUGGGAUCAUCACUGGGACAAGAAAUUGAAACCACCUUGAUGUUCUUCCCAAAAACCAUCAUGUUUGGGUUUUUUUUCCCAUUUAUGGACUCUCUAGGACCUUUCGAGAUACUGGGAACACCAGUGAACUGUCUGCCAUCAAUGUUAACUCCACGGACUUUGCUGCUGCUGGUGAUGGUAUGGUUGUCUAAUUUUUAUGAUAGGGGAAACAAAUUCUUUUAAAUAAAAACAGAUAACAAAGGAAUAAUAAAGUGUAUUGAGCCACAUGCUGAAGCUGGAAGAUUCUCUCUUGUUGCAUAUGGGAACAGAUUUACUUGGGACGGGAGCUAAUCAGAUCACAGAACUACGGGCAGUAGAUGGAAGUGCAUACCUAUGUUACUUCUAUCUGGCUUUUCCUUCAUCUCCAAUGGGGGGGAAAAAAAACUCUAAGCCUUAUUUGGACAUUUAAGCAAUUUGCUUUGAGAUUAUAAAAUAUAUGUGGUUUAGUUGUAUGCUGUUGUUGUUUGCUUUUUUUUUUAUGCAUUAAAAGUUUAUAGAAGUUGCUAGGUUGACAGCUCUGGAGACUGAAGUCCUCUGGAUAUCAACAGGAAAGUGGCAGCUCCCCCUGUCUUUCUAUUAUGCCUCUACCCUGACAUUAAGAGGCUAAAGAUAGGGGUAAUUUAUUUUUAUGCCCACUUAAUCCUGGCCUCUCUGCUGCCUGCCAACAAAACAAGGGUGCCGACUGAUGCGGACACCUCUACACUGGGAACUGGACUGAUACCGCCAAACUAUUGCACACAGACCACCAAACUGUUAUUCGAUAAAGACUUGCUGUCACCACUGACUUGGGCUGGAUUUGUAUAUUUCUGCUAGAGGUGAAAGUUUCCACAUCCAAUUACCAAAGCCUACACAAUUCAUUUUCCCAUAUGCUCUAAUUAUGUUUGCCCCCUACUCAUAUCACCUGUGGAAGCCAAGCUUUUUUAAUGUUGUAAGAAGAGGGGAUCUGAUGGAUUGUAAUGUGUUUCACAGAUAUAGUAGCUUUAAGUGAACGUGCAUACACUUUAUUCUCCCUCUCCAUGUGUACAAUAAACCAUGAUGCUGAGUG